Molecule: messenger RNA, 157 nt
Organism: Dentiscutata erythropus
Lineage: Eukaryota; Fungi; Glomeromycota; Glomeromycetes; Diversisporales; Gigasporaceae
Source: the annotation of a GenBank genome assembly
GGUUGAUGUAAUAUAUAUAGAAGAUAGUGAGGAAGAGUGGUGCUCAGAAGAUAAUAAAUAUGAAAAAAACUAUGAAGAUAAAGAAAGUUAUGAAGAUGAAAUAGAAAAAAUAGAUUAUAAAAGAACUAAAGAAGAAGAAAGACAAUGGAAUGCAUAG